Molecule: messenger RNA, 303 nt
Organism: Manihot esculenta (cassava)
Lineage: Eukaryota; Viridiplantae; Streptophyta; Magnoliopsida; Malpighiales; Euphorbiaceae
Exons: 1
Coding region: 1-303 (100 amino acids)
Source: RefSeq, a predicted model, not a curated record
AUGGCGACUAUAUCGGGUUUUGGUGGUGAUGGUGACGGUAAUGGUCUGCUUGGUGGGGCUGGUGGAAGUUGGGGCGGUGGCAGAGGGUGGAAUUUUGACAGAUUUGGCGGACAAAAUUGGGACGAGUGGUCGUGGUCGUCAUCAUCUGAGUUUGCUUAUGGGUUCAUUUAUGAGGUGAUUUAUUGGAUUGCCUUGUCAACUUGCACGCAUUUUGCGUUUGAGAAGGUUGUGAGGAUCAUGGCCGAUGGAAUUGAUGAUGCUGAGGGAGAGAAGGUUCCUAUGAGAUUGGCAUCCGUUUGCUAA